Cantharellus anzutake is the source of this 784-nucleotide messenger RNA. RefSeq lists its product as uncharacterized. The record is from RefSeq and is a predicted model, not a curated record. The transcript has 7 exons. The annotation marks the transcript as partial. Lineage: Eukaryota; Fungi; Basidiomycota; Agaricomycetes; Cantharellales; Hydnaceae.
AAAAGCGGAGGCUCUUCCUUUUGGCUUCGUCCACUCCUUGUCGAGCAUCUCAUGACUCCAAAUCAAUGGAUUUCUUCGAAAAGCUGACAUGAAAACGGGAGGAACACAUUGUAACCUGUGUGGGGACUUUGGGUUGAAAUCAAUUGGAGGGAAGACAAGGACAUUAACGGCACAGUUCUUUGGCGAUUAAGAGGAUUGUGAUCUCUUUCAGUGACGGAAAAUCCCCUUGGUCCAUUUGAGACCCUGAUAAUUUCUUGCAUCAUAUCAACACCCGUGUAUGAUGUAACUAUUUCCCACUAUGUCGCGGCCGCUGCUUCAAUAAUGGUGACCAUUCUGACAACCAUAAUCAAAAUACAUACACCUGGAGGGAAACAAACGACGCUUGCAAUCGGUGGUGUUGCAUUGGCGAUAAAGAAUGCGGUAGUGUUUCGUCGUCUCAGAUGAUGGAAUGCGGAAUAAUCGUCGCCGAGCCUCGCCGUAUCAUUCCCCGUUCGGUCCACUCUAUAUAAGCAACCAGCUCUGUGCCUCCGAACUCGAUACCAACUCGGAAGUCGAGAUGCCAGAAGGUCCCGGAAGGUCCAGAUCUCUGUUCGAGCCCUCCUGAAAGACCACUUAGAUUGGCGACCAAAUCGCACACCUUUUCAAUACCAGGAGUUGGAUUCGGCCGCACUUCAGUGUCGAAGGCCCAGUAAGGAUCGGGCUCGCUCACCCUCGUGAAAACAUAAAGCGGAGUUGAAAACGAGCCCAAAUCCGGUCGACUGUGACUGUAUGCCCUUGAGAAAGC